AUGGGGUAUCGGGGGUAUUGGCAAGACCACAGUUGCCAAGGCUCUAAUGUCCGCACCACUGCUGCAGAUGCCAUAGGCGUUACAAAUUUGCAGAAACAGAUUCUUAAGGAUUCAACCAAAAAGGAUGAAACAGUGGACAAUGUUGAUAAGGGUAUAUCUUUGUUCAAGGAUCGUUUAGGAGGAAAACGUGUGAUGCUAAUUUUGGAUGAUGUGGAUUCUGUUGGACAAUUGAACGCUUUGGUUGGGGAUUGGCUAGCCCCUGGCAGCAGAAUUAUUAUUACUUCCAGAAACAUACACAUUCUCAAUGUUGCUCAUGUGCCAUCUGAAUGCAUCCAUGAGAUAAGUGGGUUGGAGAUAAAUGAGGGUCUUCAAUUAUUUAGUUGGCACGCCUUUCUAAGAGCAUAUCCAACUCCCAAUUACAAAGAUAUCUCCACAAAAAUAGUGGAAGCUUAUAAGGGGCAUCCUCUUUCAUUGGAAGUGAUUGGAUCUUUUUUGCAUGAUAAGCAAAAUAAUGAAGGUUGCUGGACAGAAGCGCUUCAAAACAUCAUCCUCCACCCAGAAAUUCACGACAGACUCUACAUCAGCUAUAGUGAUCUUAGUAAUACUGAAAAGGAGAUAUUUGUCGACAUCGCUUGA
This is a messenger RNA of Cryptomeria japonica (Japanese cedar), 636 nucleotides long. RefSeq names its product disease resistance protein RUN1-like. Gene Ontology annotation, biological process: defense response. The record is from RefSeq and is a predicted model, not a curated record. Gene Ontology annotation, molecular function: ADP binding. Bases 1 to 636 code for a protein of 211 amino acids. NCBI's taxonomy places the organism in Eukaryota, Viridiplantae, Streptophyta, Pinopsida, Cupressales, Cupressaceae. The transcript is spliced from 2 exons.